AUGGCUCUCAGCAACUUCAUCUUCGUAUUGCUCGCUUGCUUCUUGAAGCUUUCUGCUUCCCAGUUUGUCGACAUUGACAUCUCUGAGAUCGGCAGUCCAUCAGAUAUCGUUGAUGGCGGAUCAACCGAUGUGACUUUCGACCUGGAUAUCACCCCAACCUCCGGCGCUGCUUCAGUCAUCAACGCUCUCGGCAACGAUCUCCGUUACAAAGUCCAGGCUGGACUCUCGGCAACAGAUUCCAGCGACCUCUCCUCUGCUGUCGGCGCAACAACCGUUACUCUAUCAAGCGGACAGAAGAGUGCCUCCCUGGUUGAUGAUGACGCCACAACAUGGUCCUCUCUGGUUGCUUCCGUCAACUUGACCGAUGUAGAUUGCGGGAGUGACGGUACCGCUUACAACUACUUCUGCGUCGUGGUCGGACCUUCUGACUCUUCUACCUGGUCUGGUGUUGAUACCAGCAACACCACUAGCUGCGUCAGCUUCGUAUGCAAAGCUGUUGUUGAUGUAGGAGCUGACUCACUGAGCAUCACCAACCCCGACGAUGGUGUCAUCAGCGUAGGUGGUGGCCAGGCUCUUGAGUUCGACAUCGAAGUUUCAUCCACUGCUGCUUCUGACCUCGUCAGCGGAUCCAGCAACUGGGCUGUCACAAUCUGGCUCUCUGAUGCCGCCACUGAUGGUACCGUGGUGGCUUCCACUUCAGUCUCCCUGACCGCUGCUCAAUUGACCACCGACCUCUCCAACGGCACCACAGCUACCCUUUCCGACUUGGCCGCCACCCUGGACCUCACCGACAUUACCUGUGAUUCCUUCAGCUACAGUUGCGCCUCUGUUGGCCCAGCGUCUUCAGCCACGUGGAAGGUUAUCGCAUCUGGAGCCACCAAGGAUACCACUGCCUGCCAGGCCGUCACUUGUGGGGCAGCCUUCGCUCACAUCAGCCUAGCCUUCCUGAGCAUUUGCGUCGUUUUCAGCUCACUCUUCAACCAGUCAUAA
Messenger RNA from Asterias rubens (European starfish), 990 nucleotides. RefSeq lists its product as uncharacterized. Lineage: Eukaryota; Metazoa; Echinodermata; Asteroidea; Forcipulatida; Asteriidae. Bases 1 to 990 code for a protein of 329 amino acids. The record is from RefSeq and is a predicted model, not a curated record. The transcript is spliced from 3 exons.